GAAAUGCUAGGACUAGUGAUAUCACCCAGCCUUACUGUAAACAGCGACUGUCCGGGUAAACUGAAGCUUAACUGUGCUGGUGCCGAUGUCUGGACUCUGAGUGACGCGGAAGGCACCACCACAUCGGCCCCCCCGAGUCUGUCCCAGCUCUUCGUGCGUCCCUGCUCGCGUAUCCUGCCCAGCCAGCCCUCCACGGCCAUGGCGACUUACGGCCAGACGCAGUACAGUGCGGGGGUCCAGCAGGCCGCCCCCUGCACGGCGUACCCACCUCCGGCACAAGCCUACGGGUUCCCCUCUUACGGCAUCAAGACAGAAGACAGUUUGAACCAUUCCCCUGGCCAGAGUGGAUUCCUCAGCUAUGGCUCCAGCUUCAGCACCCCACCCACUGGACAGAGCCCAUACACCUACCAGAUGCACGGCCCGGCCGGGAUGUACCAAGGUGCCAAUGGACUGACCAGCACGGCAGGAUUUGGAGGUGUGCACCAGGACUACCCUUCCUACCCCGGCUUCCCGCAGAGCCAGUACUCCCAGUACUACAGCUCGUCCUACAGCCCUCCCUAUGUCCCGGCCAGCGGCAUCUGCCCGUCCCCGCUCUCCACGUCCACCUACGUCCUCCAGGAAGCCUCACACAACGUCCCCAGCCAGAGCUCUGAGUCGCUGUCCGGCGACUACACCACACACAACGGAGCUCCCACACCAGCCAAGGAGGGAGACCCAGACCGGCCGCAUCGGGCCUCGGACGGCAAACUCCGUGGCAGGGCUAAACGCGGCAGCGACCCCUCCCCGGCCGGGGACAGUGAGAUUGAGCGUGUGUUCGUGUGGGACCUGGACGAGACCAUCAUUAUUUUUCACUCCUUACUCACGGGGACCUUUGCGUCCAGAUACGGGAAGGACACCACGACGUCCGUGCGCAUCGGCCUGAUGAUGGAAGAGAUGAUCUUCAACCUCGCGGACACUCACCUGUUCUUCAAUGACCUGGAGGAUUGUGACCAGAUCCAUGUUGAUGAUGUCUCAUCUGAUGACAAUGGCCAGGACCUAAGCACGUACAACUUCUCCGCGGAUGGCUUCCACAGUUCGGCCCCCGGAGCCAACCUGUGCCUGGGCUCCGGGGUACACGGCGGCGUGGACUGGAUGAGGAAGCUGGCCUUCCGCUACCGGCGGGUGAAGGAGAUGUACAACACCUACAGGAACAACGUCGGGGGCUUGAUAGGCGCUCCCAAGAGAGAGACCUGGCUACAGCUCCGAGCUGAGCUGGAGGCCCUGACUGACCUCUGGCUGACCCACUCCCUGAAGGCAUUAAACCUCAUCAAUUCCCGGCCCAAUUGUGUCAACGUGCUGGUCACCACCACUCAACUAAUUCCUGCCCUGGCCAAAGUCCUGCUGUAUGGGCUGGGUUCCGUGUUCCCCAUUGAGAACAUCUACAGCGCAACCAAGACAGGGAAGGAGAGCUGCUUUGAGAGGAUAAUGCAGAGAUUCGGCAGAAAGGCCGUCUACAUCGUGAUUGGCGAUGGCGUCGAAGAGGAGCAGGGAGCCAAAAAGCACAACAUGCCCUUCUGGCGGGUAUCCUGCCACGCGGACCUGGAAGCCCUGCGGCACGCGCUGGAGCUGGAGUACUUAUAGCCAGGGCCCGCCGGGCCGCACCCACGGGCCGCGCCCGCCAGAGGCUGGACACCGCGGGGGCCCCGCAGCCCACAGGGGUUUCCGGUGACCAGAGCUGCCCUUUCAGCCCAACGAGAGUCCGAGGAGCAGAGCGCCCAACCGCGGCUUUGGAAGACUGAACUUUGGGGAGAGGGGCUGGCUCGAAGUCCAGACUUUUCUACAAGACUCGAACAAAAGCAAGGGCUGGCUGAUGCGGAGCAGCGCUCGUGAGAGGCGGGACAGCGCACUGUUUUUUCUUCCUUUUUAAUUUAUGGACUAAGCUCGUUACUCUGGUAAAACGCCCCGUACCGGUGUGGUCGGUUUUCUUGGUCGUUGGUUAGGUUUUGUUCUUCAAGCUGGCGUGCAGCGCUCUGCUCCAGGAUGAACUUCGGGGGGACAAUCAUUGGUUCUCUGGACGUGCGUGAGGGAGGCGCCUCGGGCCUCGGGGGGAUUCUUGCUUGUUUCUGUUUUUAAGGACCUGACCUGUUGUCACGUGGACGGUGCGCCUGCCUGACGCUGCCAUCUUGUUUUCUAGGACGCGGGAAGCCUGGGAGGAGGGUACUUUGUGACGGAUCAAAGGCAUUAAAUAAAGCCAGG
This is a messenger RNA of Condylura cristata (star-nosed mole), 2235 nucleotides long. RefSeq names its product EYA transcriptional coactivator and phosphatase 2 (gene EYA2). Gene Ontology annotation, molecular function: protein tyrosine phosphatase activity. The transcript has 15 exons. NCBI's taxonomy places the organism in Eukaryota, Metazoa, Chordata, Mammalia, Eulipotyphla, Talpidae. The record is from RefSeq and is a predicted model, not a curated record. Gene Ontology annotation, cellular component: nucleus. The coding region runs from base 4 to 1620 and encodes 538 amino acids. Gene Ontology annotation, biological process: negative regulation of extrinsic apoptotic signaling pathway in absence of ligand; positive regulation of DNA repair; cell differentiation.